This is a messenger RNA of Miscanthus lutarioriparius, 1686 nucleotides long. NCBI's taxonomy places the organism in Eukaryota, Viridiplantae, Streptophyta, Magnoliopsida, Poales, Poaceae. The record is from the annotation of a GenBank genome assembly.
AUGGGUGAGCGGCGGUACACCGAGCAGGAGGAGGCCCUCGAGAUCAAGUCCCUCCGCCGCAUCAUCGCCGCCUACGCCAAGUACGCGCACCCAUCCCGCCUACUCUUCUACCCUGGCGAAUUAGCCCCCAUUCAUUCCUACGGCGUCACCGCCGCCGCAGUUGAUUGGAAGUGCAUAAACGGCGGAACUCGGUGCUACAAGCGUUUCCGCGUGCUAGUCCAGACCCUGGGAGGCUGGGACGAUGGCUUGAUGGGCUGGCCUGGAGUUUGGAGCGGAGGAUACUAUCAAGACGCCGCAGAAAGGGAUGUCAAGAGAUAUGAGCGGUCAUUCAAAAUGCUUCCUCCCGCGCACAAGGAACUUCUUUUCCACCUUGGUCUGAAGUACCAAAGACUGAGAUGGUGUAUAUCCAUGAAUGCAUCUUUUAUCAUGAACAUGCUUGAGGCAUUUGAACCCCCCUUCGACAUGAGUCAGUAUGUAGAUGCUGAUGUUCAUGCUGAUCCAUCGAACUUGCAUGACCAUAGUCAUAUGGGUUGCACUCAUUCCAGCGAGAGGGGUGAUUGCUCUAUAAUUUCUAUCUCCAGAAGCAAUUUGUCAUUGGAUGAGCAGCAUGAUAGUCCCAAAGAAGAUACCAAGACACAUAAAUCUUCAAGAGAAACUGAUAAUAAGAAGGCUGGGGAGAUCUCAUGGCAGGCUGCUCCCAGCCUGUGGGCAACAUGGGGAUGUCUCAAGGUGCAGACAUUGCAUGUAAUGGUGAUAAAGAGAGUGCAGCAGCUUAUUGCCAGGAUAAAGAUGUCUCUGCAUCUUCUGCUAUUGAAAAUGCAAGUAACACCGCGGCACUGCACAGCUUCAUUGCUCAAGUUGAGUGUUCCUCCAAUUGAUGUUGACAAGGUAAGAUGCAUAGUAAGAAAUAUUGUGAGAGAUUGGGGCGAGGAGGGUCAAAAGGAACGUGAUGAGUGCUAUAAGCCCAUCCUCGAGGAGCUUAAUCGUCUUUUUCCUAACCGGAGCGAUCAGAGGCCUCCUUCAUGUCUUGUCCCUGGUGCUGGGCUUGGGAGAUUGGCUCUUGAGAUAUCUUCUCUGGGUUUUGUAAGCCAAGGGAAUGAAUUCUCAUAUUACAUGCUGAUCUGUUCAAAUUUCAUCUUGAACCACACUCAAGAGGCUAAUGAAUGGACCAUAUAUCCUUGGAUACACAGCAACUGCAAUUCUCUUUCAGACAACGAUCAACUUCGUCCUGUUUCAUUUCCUGAUAUUCAUCCCUCAAGUGCAGGUAUCACAGAAGGAUUUUCAAUGUGUGCUGGGGACUUUGUAGAGGUCUACAGUGAGGAAAGCCAAGAAUCUGCAUGGGAUGCUGUUGUAACUUGCUUCUUCCUGGAUACGGCACACAAUAUUGUUGAAUAUAUCGAGAUCAUAUCAAAAGUUCUGAAGGAUGGUGGGGUCUGGAUUAACUUGGGUCCCCUUCUGUAUCACUUUGCUGAUUCAUAUGGGCCAGAUGAUGAUAUGUCUAUCGAAUUAAGUUUGGAAGAUGUGAAAAAAGUCGCUUACCAUUAUGGAUUUACAAUGGAGGUGGAGAAAAUGAUAGAAACUACUUACACUUCAAACAUGAAAGCAAUGAUGCAGAAUCGGUACCGUGCAGCAUUCUGGACAAUGAGGAAGGAUGCAUCUCGGUCAAAAGCUUGUAAGCCCCGUUGA